AUGUGUUCUGUUUCGAAUGUGAAUAAAGUCUGCGAUAGCAAUAUAGUUGUGCGUGUAUACACACCACCUUACAUUGGCGACGAGGAUAAAGCAACGGUAACAGUUAACGUUAACCUAAGUGACGUAAAAGAUAAACUGACAUCGUAUUUUGUUCCCAAGUCAAACAGUGAAUAUGAAAAAUAUAUAUUCCGAAAUUCAAAACAAGAGGAAGGUGAAAGUUUAGAUCAGUUUUGUAUGAGAUUGAAGAAGAUUUCAUUAAACUGUGAAUUUGGAGAAAAUCGUGAUUCUGAGAUUAAAAGUCAAAUUAUACAAGGUUGCCUAUCUUCAGAACUAAGAAAGAAAGCUCUCACAAAGUCAAUGAAUCUCACAACAUUGCUUGAGACGGGAAAAGCAAUGGAGUUGGCUAAAGAUCAACUGUGUGCAAUGGAGAGUGAGUCAAGUAUCCAAGGAAUAUGUGGAGUUAGUUCCUACAAAAGAAAGUGGAAAAAGAACAUUUCAUCCAACAAUUCUAGUCAUUCAAGAGAUCAGACAAAGAAGCAUCAAAGUAAUAAAGGUAAAACUUUUCAUACAAAACGAAAAUCAUGUUUCAGUUGCGUUGGAGUGUAUCCACAUGCAGAAAAGUGUCCUGCAUAUGGUCGAAGAUGUUAUAACUGUUCCAAGUAUGGUCAUUUUGCUAGAUUCUGUAAAGAAGCGAAUAGUAAAUUCAACAAGCCCAAGUUGAACAGUGUGCAAAAUGAGCCUAAACAUGAUUGCAGAGAUCAUGAACUGAGUGAAAUGAGCUCUGAGAAUCAUGAAUAUAUUCUCUCAGUGAAUGGAUCAAUGUGUAAUUGUUCCAAUAACAAUAAUCCUGCUAAAGUACAGUUGAAAAUUAACAAUGUGCUUUGUUCUAUGCUUAUAGAUAGUGGUGCAAGUGUCAAUGUACUCGAUUACAAAACUUUUUUAAAAUUUAAAAAAUAUGCAAGUGGUUGUUUGCUCUCUUUCAAGACUGCUAGUGAUCUUGGUAUUUUGAAAAUUAUUAACUCUGUGUCAAAUGAUCGAGUCGAUCUCACUGAAAAUAUUUUAAGGGAUUAUAAUCCAAUUUUUCAAGGGUUGGGGAAAUUGAAAAACUUCCAAUUGAAGUUGAAUAUUGAUGAUUCUGUAAACCCUGUUCAUCAAAAGCACAGACCAGUUCCUUUUAAAAUGCGUCAAAAGGUCGAAAGUGCUGUUGCUAAACUGUGUGAUGAAGACAUUUGUGGAAGUGUGGGAAAUUGUCCUACUCCAUGGGUCUCUCCUAUUGUAUGUGUUCCUAAACCUUGUGACCCAGAAAACAUUCGACUAUGUGUCGAUAUGCGAGCUGCGAAUAAGGCAAUAAAAAAGGUUAAACACCCUAUGCCUACUGUUGAUGAACUUAUACAUGAUUUAAAUGGAUAUAAAGUAUUUUCCAAGUUGGAUUUGAACCAGGGUUAUCACCAAAUUAAAUUACACCCUGACAGUAGACAUAUUACUACUUUUAGUACCCAUAUUGGAUUAUACAGAUAUAAAAGAUUGAAUUAUGGAGUCAAUGCUGCUAGUGAAAAAUUUCAAUAUUUGAUUGAACAAGCAUUGCACGGUUUAAGAGGUGUCAAAAACAUCUCAGAUGAUAUUUACAUCAGUAGUGUAAAUGAGGCUGAGCAUUAG
Molecule: messenger RNA, 1656 nt
Organism: Styela clava
Lineage: Eukaryota; Metazoa; Chordata; Ascidiacea; Stolidobranchia; Styelidae
Biological process (GO): proteolysis
Molecular function (GO): nucleic acid binding; aspartic-type endopeptidase activity; zinc ion binding
Source: RefSeq, a predicted model, not a curated record